AUGCUGUCCCAGUUUGCUCUCGCGGCGUCGGGUGCUUUCCCCGUCACCUACAAAAACUGCGGCGUCGAGAACACGCUCCAGGCGACCCCGGAGAAGGUCGUGACCAUGAACCAGGGCUCGCUCGAAUUCAUGCUCUCCAUGGGCCUCCAGGACCGCAUCGUCGGCACACGUGGCGUCCCCUCCGUCCUCGACCCGAUCUGGCCCAAGUACAAAGAGGCGUACGAAGGCAUCCCGAUCAUGACCGGCGCAGAUGGGAACUCGUACCCGAGCGACGCGGAGGUGAGGACCGCGAACGCUGACUUCAUCUUUGCGGACUGGCGCAGCGCCUUCUCCGAGUACGCCUGGAACAACGACACCAUGCGGCAGUGGGCGUCUGUGGGCGAAUGCGGCGGUAAGAACUCGGACUUCUGGCCCCUCGGCGAGAACAAGACCUACAUCGACAAGGGCCGGGCUCCCGGCUACGAGCGCAAGGGCGAGAUCGAGAGCUAUUGCCGCCCCCAGCUGCACGCCAACGGCAUCGGCACUUUCCUCUCGGCCGUCUCGUGCGAGGACCCGACCCUGCGGGCGAAGCCGACUCAAGAGACACUGUACAAGACAAUCAAGACCAUGGGCGAGAUCUUCAACGUGCCGACCGUGGCCAGCCAGCUCGAAACUGAGAUCAAGAGCGACUUCGCCAUCGCCCAACAGACGCUGCAGAAGGCCGCCGGCCAUUCUCUCACCGCGGUCUGGCUGGACUGCAUCUCCUGCUGCCAGGACGAGCCGGAGCUCUCGGUCUUCGUCGGCUCGGGCGGGGGCGCGCCCCAGAUGAUCAUGCAGGAGGCGGGCUUCACCAACCUCUUCAAAGACCGCGAGAACUCCUGGGCGUGCGUCACCGUGGCCGACAUCAUCAAAGCCGAGCCGGACGUGAUGAUCGUCGUCGAGGCCGGCUUUGACCCAGCGCUCGACAAGAUUGAGUUCAUGCACAACCACGCCGACUUCUGCGACGCGCACUACGUCAAGAACGCCGACUACAUCAAGUUCCCGUUCAGCGCCUCGACGGUUGGCCCGCGUGUCGGCGCCGCCGCCCUCGACAUGGUCGGCGCGGCCCUCAAGGUGACCACGGGCAACACGCCGAUGAACUUCAACUCCGGCGUCGACUUCUUCGACCCGCAGGUGCUUGUGGAACACACGAAGGAUCUCCUCUGCCCGCUACCCGCUGAUUACUGGAAGGUCAAGCCGAACGACGACUCGGAUGGUCUCCCCGCGUGGGCCAUCGCCCUGAUCGCUGUCUUUAGCUCGCUGUUCGUCCUCGUCCUCGGCGGCGCAUGCUACAUCGUCCGCCGCGAGAAGCAGGGCAAGCCCAUCUUCACCGAGGUUGUCAACGACGCCGCGCAGAAGGCGUGA
Messenger RNA from Emiliania huxleyi CCMP1516, 1383 nucleotides. RefSeq lists its product as hypothetical. The record is from RefSeq and is a predicted model, not a curated record. Bases 1 to 1383 code for a protein of 460 amino acids. The transcript is spliced from 3 exons. Lineage: Eukaryota; Haptophyta; Isochrysidales; Noelaerhabdaceae.